This is a messenger RNA of Mesorhabditis belari, 1008 nucleotides long. NCBI's taxonomy places the organism in Eukaryota, Metazoa, Nematoda, Chromadorea, Rhabditida, Rhabditidae. The record is from the annotation of a GenBank genome assembly.
AUGUUUCCUCGAUUCGCUUUACCACGAUUGGACUUUAACAACACGGAGAAUCGAAUUCCGACCCCGCCACCAGCCGAGGCGUCGAGCAGUGCAAUCGGCAGCCCAAAGGAUAUUUCACAGAUUGACUACAUUCGAAAAUUCAUCUCCGACCGCCUCGUUUUCCCUGAGGAGGGCGUCUCACGGCAAUUCACCUAUGAUGAUUUGGAAGAGCUCUGUUUCCUCGGUCAGGGCACUUUCGGUCGAGUCAGCAAGAUGGUGCAUCGACAGACCGGGAAAAUCAUGGCUGUAAAGAAAGUUCGUUUGCUCACAAAUCAAGGAAACGAGCAAGAAACGAACAAAUCGAUGCAGAGGCUGAGAAUCGAAGUCGAAGCGAUCAAAAAGGCGAGCAACUGCGAGCAAAUCGUUCAAUUCUUCGGAGUCACCUUUCAUGAAUUUUUCGAUGAAAAAGUCCUUGGAUCGGUGGCUGUAUCGACAAUCAAAGCGUUGGAUCAUUUGAAAAACGAGAUGCACAUCAUUCAUCGAGAUGUUAAACCCUCAAACAUUCUGUUGGAUCGCCGCGGUUUAAUCAAAUUGUGCGACUUUGGGAUCUCCGGGUAUUUGGUGGAUUCAAUCGCACAGACAAUGGAUGCCGGAUGUCGUCCUUAUAUGGCUCCGGAACGCCUCAACUUCGCGAAAAAAGGCUACGACAUUCGGGCUGACGUCUGGAGUCUCGGAAUCACGAUGAUUGAGGUGGCUACCGGGAAAUUCCCGUUUCCAAAUUUCCUCAACCUUCCCCUUUUCGCUCAAUUGAAUCUCGUCGUUCACGGCGAUCCUCCACUUCUCAUCACCACCAAUUAUGAGCCGCUUACGAUCAAUUUCGUAAAUGGAUGUUUGAUCAAAGAGGCGGAAAGUCGACCGAAUUUCACCCAACUUAUGGACACGGAUUACUAUCGAAAAUACGCGAAUUUGAAAGAUUUCGCUCAUCUCGUUGCUGACUAUGUGAAUUUAGCAAUGAGCUCAACAAAUCAU